Messenger RNA from Pichia membranifaciens NRRL Y-2026, 525 nucleotides. RefSeq lists its product as hypothetical. The record is from RefSeq and is a predicted model, not a curated record. The transcript has a single exon. The coding region runs from base 1 to 525 and encodes 174 amino acids. Gene Ontology annotation, cellular component: membrane; signal peptidase complex. Gene Ontology annotation, molecular function: serine-type endopeptidase activity. NCBI's taxonomy places the organism in Eukaryota, Fungi, Ascomycota, Pichiomycetes, Pichiales, Pichiaceae.
AUGAACGUCAAGACACUGCGGCUGCAGCUGAACAACGCGCUGACGAUGAUGAUGGUGAUCGCUAGUGCCUUUGCGAUCUGGAAAGGGCUCUCGGUGGCAACCGGGUCGUCGUCGCCGCUAGUGGUGGUGUUGUCCGGGUCGAUGGAGCCGGCGUUCCAGCGGGGAGACAUCUUGUUCCUCUGGAACAGAGAGGCACGGGUUGCGGUGGGCGACAUCGUGGUGUACAACGCGCCGCAGAGAGACAUCCCCAUAGUGCACCGGGUUGUGCGUGAACACGUUGUGGCGACACAGGGCGGGGACACGGACCAGUUCCUUCUCACGAAGGGCGACAACAACGAGCGGGACGACCUCCCGCUGUACGGGUACGGCAAGACGUACCUCCACCGCGGCCGGGACAUCGUGGGCAGCGUCAAGGGCUACCUGCCGAAGAUCGGGUACGUGACGAUCCUCAUCACGGAGAACGUGUACUUCAAGUACGCCAUGUUCGGCUUCCUCGCGGUCUCCGCCCUCUUCUCGCAGGAGUAG